Magallana angulata is the source of this 2137-nucleotide messenger RNA. RefSeq names its product BTB/POZ domain-containing protein 6-B-like. Lineage: Eukaryota; Metazoa; Mollusca; Bivalvia; Ostreida; Ostreidae. Gene Ontology annotation, biological process: neurogenesis. The coding region runs from base 1 to 1371 and encodes 456 amino acids. The transcript is spliced from 2 exons. Gene Ontology annotation, molecular function: protein binding. The record is from RefSeq and is a predicted model, not a curated record. Gene Ontology annotation, cellular component: cytosol.
AUGAAUUCAAACAACAACGAAGUACCUACAUCACCUGAGAAAGAAGACACCAAAAUAGUCGAAGCCCACUCUGAAUUGAACUCGAGGCAAUCAAUAAACCAAGAUUGGCAAGGCGACAGGUCAUUGGGUGAAUGUAUGCAAUAUAUGUUGACCAAUGGAAUUGGUUGUGAUGUUUCGUUUUUUGUUGGUCCCGAAAAGGUUGCGGUUCGAGCUCAUAGGCUGAUUCUAAUUGCAAGAAGUCCAGUAUUUUUCAAGAAACUUCGGCCAAGUUCGGAAGAAUUCCGAUCUAAGAUGACUAUAUCUGACAUAAGUGUGGACACGUUCCUUAGAUUUGUUCGAUAUCUUUACACUGACGAAGCUUCGUUUGAUUUAAAAACAGCCACUUCAUUGCUCCCCGUUGCUCGCCGGUUUAAAGUUAACCGUCUUGUACAACUUUGCCUGAGUGUCCUUCACGAUGGAGUAGACUGUGACAACGUUUGUAUCUUACUGGAUGAAGCUAUUCAAUCCCAUGCAUUACAGAAGCGAGAUAGAGCCAUGGAUAUCAUUAACAAGACAACUCGUAUAUGCUUAAAGUCGCGGGCUUUUCGCAGUAUUGGACAAGAAGCUUUUGAUUACAUUUUAAAGUCGAACGAGUUAAAUAUUUCGGAGGAAGAACUGUACGAAUGUAGUUUGGAAUGGGCUACUACUCAAUGCCAGAAGAAACAAUUAGAAACGACAGAUGGGAACCUGAGACAACAACUGGGAAACAGUUUAUAUAGAAUUAGAUUUACUCUGAUGCCGAGGGAAUAUUUUCAAUAUAAGAUUGAAAAAAGUGAAAUACUCACCGGAGAAGAGAAGGACGAAAUCACAGAGUGCAUUACCGACAGGAGCUUCAGGAAAGAGAACUUUAAAUUUGACAAAGAUUUGAGGACAGUUACAGAGUAUUUUCGACUUUUACGAUUUAUGCAACUUGACACAAAACUAAAAGAACACACGGGUCGCCCAGAUGCAAUCAUGUUCGAAACCUCAAAGCCAGUAUGGUUUCAUGGGGUAGUUGUAUAUGGUUCCUUUAUCGAGCAGUCCAUAAAUAUUCAUGUCAAAAUUACCGAUGCUAGAUUAACCAUAAUCAGAGAACUAGGCCAGACAUUUGAAAGCGUGGAGUCGGAGGAAAUGCACGAUGUGCUUCUUUCAACACCCUUUGAAACAGUCCCUGGAUCGCGAUACAACGUUGUGGUCACUAUAGUUGGUAAAUUCAGACAUCUAUUUCGGGGUAUCGCAGGGAAAAGAUCGCUGACCUUUAAGGAUUCGGAGAUAACUUUCUAUGAAUCGGGAUGUUCCUCAAAUGGAACCACUGUCGCAGAGGGACAGAUUCCGGGGUUUCUUUUAUCAUAAAUAGAAAAAAAAGUAUCUGGUAUUACCAAAGACGCUUUCAGCCACUGACUGACUCGUGUUAAUAUACAAUCCUUUGAAUCAAGUUGUAAUGGACAUGGAAGGGAUAUCUAUAGCAGUGAGGAAAGAGACACAUGGUCAUAUCAUGACCAGCUUGAAGAAGGCCGGAUGGCCAUGACCAUUUGUAUGCGUGUAUGUAAAUAUAUCUCCUUGGAGGAAGAACAUUGUAUAAAGAUUUAGGAAAAUAUUAUACAAUUAUUGCUUGUUUUUUUUUUUAGGUCAAUACGAUAAAAUUGAGCUACCAGAGAAGUAAAAUAUUCACCGAGCCGGAGGCAAGUGAAUAUUUUACUUCGAGGGUAGCUAAAUCAUCGUUAUGAUCGAAAAAACAGCUAUAAUUAUGUUAUCAUAUGAUUUAGCGACAAAUUGAUACAUCCAUAUCAAACUGAGUGUUAUCAAGCGAGAUUUUAGUUUGAAACCAUAUAUUUCAUUGGACAAUCUAUUUUUAGUCCAAUGAAGAGAAAAUCAAUGUUAUAUUGACCUCCUAGGCCACGUGCAGGUGAAUAUUAUGUUCUGGGUUUUUUUUUUUCUAGAGAAUUGGAUAUUAGCCAAUCACGGGGCUAGGAAUUAAUCGAUUAUGAAAUAAUAUGUUUUAUAUGGGUAAUUUUUUGUUGAGCGUUUAUCCUCCUUAAGGUGUAAAUUAGGAAGUACAUGUGUAUCAUUCUAAACAAUGUAAACAUGGCUUUUUCCAAAACUUGAUUUUAGAUUUGCA